UCUCAACGUGGGAAGAUCCAUGCUACAUGGGAAUUACUGUAAUCGAACUUCUGGGACCUAAUCAAGAAUCUAUUCCUCUUUCAUUCAGCAUGUUGAAGAUAAAAUACGAUGCAUUUUAAAGGAAGAGAAAGAACUGAGGGAGUGGAAGAAUAUAACAGAUUAAUAAAUGGAACAAACGUGACAAUGAGUGAUGAACACAUAUGGCUGAUACCAUUCACUGAUGGGCAGGAUCGUCUUCUGACAGUAGACGUGGGACACACCACCCCUUUGGUAAGAUUCAGAGUUUGGAACUAUAACAAGUCCACAGAUGAUUCCUUUAGAGGGGCCAAACAAGUUCAAGUUAAGCUCGCUGAUAAGAAUAUUUCACAACCUGAAGGAUUUCUCUCGAGAAAAGAAUGUUUUCUUUAUUAAAACCACAUGAGGAUAUGCAGCGCAUGGUACUUCGACCAAGGACGUGGAACGCAGUUUCAACUGUUUUCCACUUGGGGAGAUCCUUACUACGUCGGUCUAAACGGCCUUGAAUUUUACGAUGAAAAUGGCUACAGACUACGCCUUACGGAAAACAACAUAACCGCGCAUCCCCACAGUGUGAACGUUUUACCAAGAGUAGUAGAUGAUAUAAGAACUCCUGACAAGUUGAUAUACGGUGUGAAUGACACUUAUGAUGGACGGCACAUGUGGUUUGCUCCCAUCUUAC
Pocillopora verrucosa is the source of this 697-nucleotide messenger RNA. Lineage: Eukaryota; Metazoa; Cnidaria; Anthozoa; Scleractinia; Pocilloporidae. The record is from RefSeq and is a predicted model, not a curated record.